AGGAAGUCCUUCAAAGCAGCACGUUACGGUCGAUUUUCACAGCGGCGGUGGUAUUUCCAAGCCCCAGUGUUCAGCAGCCAUGACGUGAAUGAGAAACUUUUAACAGCGUUAAAGCUGUCGGUGAUGUCCAGAUCUUAGCGACAGACUGAAACUCCCUCUCAUCAUGGACUCCAAGAAGCCGGGCAUGCUGCGGCAUCUCCGCCAGAAGAUGAUGCCACACCUCCGGCGAGGCAAGACGACCACAAGCAAACAUCUCCUUCACCUGGAAAACACCAUGGACCAUCGGAUGAGCUCCUCGGUUCCCGACAUGAGAGACAUGAGGGACAUGAGGGACAUGAGGGACAUGAGGGACAUGAGGGACAUGAGGGACGUGAGGCAGGAGUACACUCACGUCUCCUCCAGCAGCCAGCUCCAACAGUUCAACUCUCCCUGCUACAGCGACCCCUCCACACCGCUGGCCAAGCCUCAAGCUCAAGGCUCAGGAGGAAGUGGGAGUGGCCUGAUGAUGAGAAUAGAUGGUGGAGGCGCUGGGAGGAGCGUACCUGCAGACUAUCCGGACUGGGCUUCCUCCCAGGACUCAUUCAACAGCUUCUGUGAAGCAGAGAAGAGCUCUCCAGAGACCAACAACAGUUCUACCAGGGGCAUGGAGCCUGAGGAACUUGCCCUGCCGGAGACGAUGACGGUCUACAGCCCAGCAGACCCUCCCUCUGUGUCCCAGGACAGCCCACAGUAUGAAAACUAUGAAGAUGGUCACGGGUUAAGAGACGGGGACAACCAAAAUAGUGAGAUGGGCAACGAGACGGGCAUCUCCAGGAAUCUUCACAGGUCCUACCUGCUCACAAUCAACCUGAAGGAAGGACGCAACCUUGUCAUCAGGGACCGCUGUGGUACCAGCGACCCUUAUGUGAAAUUCAAGUUGGAUGGGAAAUCUUUCUACAAAAGCAAAGUGGUUUAUAAAGACCUAAACCCCAAAUGGAAUGAGACCUUCUCUCUACCUGUGAAGGAUCUGAACCAGAAACUGUACAUCAAGGUAUAUGACCGUGAUCUGACAACUGAUGACUUCAUGGGCUCUGCCAGCGUCUUCCUGAGUGACCUGGAGAUGGACAAGGUCAAUGAGCUGUCUUUGCCCCUGGAUGACCCAAACAGCCUGGAGGAUGACAUGGGAGUCGUGCUCGUGGACAUGAGUCUGUCACUCAGAGACGGAGACAGCAAAAGAGGCCAUCGGUGGCCGCAAAAAAGAAAACGAAGUAUUAGGCCGGGAGGCUCUUCUAAUAGUUUUCGUCUGUCAGAAAUGAUGAAGAAGAGUCAACUGUGGACUUCUGUUGUGUCAGUGACUCUGGUGGAGGGUCAGGAGCUGCCGCUGGACACGCAGGGAGGUCAGCUCUUUGUUCGCUUCAGACUGGGAGAGCAGAGUUACAAAAGCAAGAAUCACUGCAAAGUGUCCAACCCUCAGUGGAGAGAGAGGUUCACUCUUAACCAGUUUGUGGACAGGCCAGACAUCCUGGAGGUGGAGCUCUGGUCCAAGGAAGGACGAAGGAACGAGGAGUGUUUGGGAGCGUGUGAAGUUGACCUGUCCAGGAUACCUUUCAAUCAGAGACAGCUGUUCACAAACACCCUGGACCAGGGCAGAGGACGCUUGGUGUUCCUGCUGACACUGAACACAUGCAGCGGCGUCUCCAUAUCUGACCUCUGCGCCGCACCACUCGAUGAACCUCUUGAGCAACAGAACCAGUUGGACAACUAUAGUUUGAAAAGGUCCUUGAAGAGCCUCCGUGAUGUUGGUUUCCUUCAGAUCAAAGUUAUCAAGGCUGCAGAUUUGAUCGCUGCUGAUUUAAACGGUAAGAGUGAUCCCUUCUGUGUGUUGGAGCUGGGGAACGACAGGCUGCAGACCCACACCGUCUACAAGAGCCUCUACCCAGAGUGGAAUAAAGUCUUUACAUUCCCUGUCAAAGACAUUCAUGAUGUUCUGCUGGUGACUAUCUUUGAUGAGGACGGAGACAAGGCGCCAGACUUCUUGGGAAAAGUUGCCAUUCCCCUGCUCUCGAUCCGCAGGGGACAGCAGAUCGCCUUCCCACUGAAGAAAGAGGACUUAGGUGGGCUGUCGAAAGGGAGCAUCACUCUGGAGCUGGAGGUUAUUUUUAACCCUGUCAGAGCAAGUAUAAGAACCUUCCAACCAAGGGAGAGAAGAUUCAUGGAGGAUAAUCCCAAAUUUUCCAAAAAGGCUCUGGCCAGGAACGUGCUGCGUGUUCAGACGCUGUACAGGGCUAUCAUGUCGACUCUGCAGUACAUCAAAAGCUGCUUCCAGUGGGAGAGCGUUCAGAGGAGCCUGCUAGCCUUCCUGGUGUUUGUUGUGACAGUGUGGAACUGGGAGUUUUACAUGCUGCCCCUCUUCCUGGUCCUGCUCAUCUCGUGGAACUACCUUCAGAUCCGGUCUGGUUGGGUCACUCAGGACCUGGACAAUAUGGAUUUGGGGGAGGAGGAGGAGGAUGAUGAGAAGGAGUCGGAGAGAAAAGGGCUGAUGGAGAAAAUCCACAUGGUCCAAGAAACCAUCAUCACCCUUCAAAACCUGCUGGAUGAGAUCGCCUGUUUUGGGGAGAGGAUCAAAAACACUUUCAACUGGUCGGUGCCGUUCCUGUCGGGUCUGGCUUUCCUGGUCUUUGUCAUUGCAACACUCCUUAUAUACUACGUCCCUCUUCGCUAUGUGAUUUUAAUAUGGGGUAUCAAUAAAUUCACCAAGAAAUUACGGAACCCGUACAGCAUUGACAACAAUGAAGUGCUUGAUUUCCUGUCGAGGGUGCCUUCAGAUGUGCAGAAGGUUCAGUUCAGUGAGACGAGAGGCAGCAGGAAGAAGAAACUCUAGUAGGCUUCCUACUAGGAAUCAGCUUGUCUCGGGGUGCGUGGUAGGUUUGAAUCUUAAGUCGCUGUGGUGAUACAGCUCAGCGCCGCUCGUAUAAACCAGCACCUGAACACCUUUCAACCAAAGAAUGACACACUGACGAGCCUGCAGAGAUUUGUAAUAUUAUUGUUUCCAAAGAUUGUAGUACAGUUUGUACAGUUUUUUCUUCAAGAUAAUCAAUCAGAAGCUGCUUUAUUUUGUACUUUCUGGCCCCCAGGCUGUGUCCUCCUGAAACCAGCUGUUUGUAUUAUACUGAAUGUAUAUGUUUCAUAUGUAACAUUUGUGUGUAUAUUUUUACAUAUUUUACAUGGAUAGAGGUGCAGACUUUAAUUCCAAAAUCAUGCACAUUUUAAAGAAAUUACAAUUGCAUUGAUGAAUGUACAUUUUUAUCAUGGUUUGCUUUAAAAAGCCAUCAUCAAUUAAGUUUUCUUAGAAAAUAGUAGUCAUAUUCCUUUGUUUCUUACAUUCACAUUUGAAAAUGGAUAAGAGCUAUGUGCAUUGACUGACUGAUUUUACUUCAAUGUGACAGUAUUGACUUUUCAUGCAAAGAUGAGUGCCAACAUUUAAGUUUAUAUUUUGAUUCAUCCUGCAUAGAGGAUGCCCUGUACUGUUGUAUUUUACUCUUUGCUUGUAAGUGGAAUGGGGCAGAUCUGUAAACUUCUAACUUUAUUUAUUAAUGACAAUCAUGAUGAAGGCUUUGUGUCUCUCAUUUACAGCAAUAAAUGCACACA
Molecule: messenger RNA, 3627 nt
Organism: Centropristis striata (black sea bass)
Lineage: Eukaryota; Metazoa; Chordata; Actinopteri; Perciformes; Serranidae
Product: multiple C2 and transmembrane domain-containing protein 2-like
Exons: 23
Coding region: 164-2860 (898 amino acids)
Biological process (GO): regulation of neurotransmitter secretion
Cellular component (GO): synaptic vesicle membrane
Molecular function (GO): calcium ion binding
Source: RefSeq, a predicted model, not a curated record